Messenger RNA from Glycine soja, 1971 nucleotides. RefSeq names its product mucin-5AC-like. Lineage: Eukaryota; Viridiplantae; Streptophyta; Magnoliopsida; Fabales; Fabaceae. The transcript has 5 exons. The record is from RefSeq and is a predicted model, not a curated record. Gene Ontology annotation, cellular component: cortical microtubule. The coding region runs from base 315 to 1802 and encodes 495 amino acids. Gene Ontology annotation, biological process: cortical microtubule organization.
AACGAGAGGGACAAGCAGUGAGGAAGAAUGAAGAAUGAAUGAAUGUCAUGAAACAAAAGUUAAGUAACCUCAAUAAAGUUAGAGCAUGAAUUUAAUUGAACCCCCCGACACUCUCGGUUUGUGCUUGUGUGUUGACGUACAAACAAGUGAAUGGUUUUGCUCUUGCUUGCCACCUACAACACUGCAAUGCACUCUCAUUCUCCCACUCCAAUUAAUCCAAAGCACCACAACUCAUCAUAGCUCAUAUGUUCUCAUACAAUAAUAUAACACCACAUGAAUGCAAGUAACAGCGUUGAGUUGUUGUUGUUGGCAUCAUGAACAGCAGGAAUGUGAAUGUGAAUCAGCAUCAUCACCGCAGAGGUCACAGCUUCAAUGGCUCUGCCAACAUCCAUCCCAUCUCCAACACAAUUAAUUCUUCCCAUGGAAAACUGGGGAAACUCUCGUUUGAAUCAGCAAAACUGGCCACAAGUGGGAUUGAUGAUCUAUUGUCAUCCACAGAAGGAGGAAAGCAUGACUAUGAUUGGCUCCUUACUCCCCCGGGGACCCCUCAUUUACCAUCAUCAGAAGGUGAAUCCCAACCAACUUUGGUGCCUCCAAGAAGCAGUUUGGGUAGAUUAAAGUCAAACACUAGUGUCUCAAGGCUUUCAGUCUCACAAUCAGAGAACAACAAUCAUUCUCAUUCUCACUCUAGACCAUCAAGAAGUGGUUCAGUGACUCGCAGUCCAAACAGAUCCUCUUCCAUCCUUAACACAAGGCCAUCCUCCCCCAUAACUGCGGCAAGGCUUUCCACUCCAACCUCUCGCACAACAUCAACAUCAACACCCCCCAGAGUACUACUACCACGCUCAUUUCCAAGUCCAAUCAACACAUCAUCAACUGACACCAACAAAACUAGAACAUCACAAGGCUCAAGGCCAUCCACUCCAAGCUCAACUUCAAAGCCAUCCAUUCCUGCCACUUUGCGGCCCUCUACCCCCACUCGACGCCAUUCACUGCCAUCUCCAUCGCCUUCAGUCACACGUGUGGGGCGUAAUCCAGCUACACCGCGUCUCCAGCCAGUUGUCCCUCCUGAUUUCCCCCUUGAAACACCACCAAACCUCAGAACAACAUUGCCUGCUGAUAGGCCUGUCUCUGCAGGCAGGUCUCGUCCUGGUGCUGUUGUUACUCUUCCUUCGAAGCCAAACUCAGAAAUGCAAGCCCCAGUUAACAUGUCAAGGAGACAGCCAUCUCCUAUUGCCAAUAGGGGCAGACUGUCAGAGUACACAGCAAAAAGCCGCGGCCAUGCCAAUGCUGCUGAUGCCUCUGAGGUAGUUGCUAGAAGAUCUGCUAAGUCUUCAACUACUGCCUCAGAAAACAAUGUAUUGGGAAGGACCAUCUCAAAGAAAUCAUUGGAUAUGGCUAUUAGACACAUGGAUGUGAGGAACAGCUCAGGAACUCUUCGUUCAGUUCCAAGCGCCACACUCUAUCCUCAGAGCAUUCGAACUUCAACUCCCAAGACACACCACACUAGAGGUUUGAGUGUUCCAGUGUCAAUGAACAUUAACGGAAGCCUCCAAAGCAGAAAUAAUAAUAAUAACAAUAAUAGGAAAAAUGGAAGAGAGAUAGGUGAAAGGCAAAAGCAAUACUUGGGAAAAUUGAGUGAAGUAGUGGAUGUGUACGAGAGUUAUCGUUAUGAUUCACUGUUGCUUAAAGAAGACUUAAACAACACAAACUGGCUGCGUAGUGUUGAUGAUAAAUGUGAUCAAGGACCCAUCUUUGACAAUGGAUUUGAGUACCUGCCUGAACCUUUUGGACUCUUUUAGCAUUCUCAAGCUUCUUCUUGCCACAUUAAUUUGUAAUGUGUUAUUUACAUUUUAAUUAUUGUUUCUCAAAGGUGGGGAAAUGAAGAUCCGUUAUAUAUGAAAUGUAUGGAUUUAACUUCGAUCUCAAUUACAAGUGAAUAAUACUAUGCAAGAAUUUAAUGUCACAGAA